This is a messenger RNA of Anisakis simplex (herring worm), 153 nucleotides long. NCBI's taxonomy places the organism in Eukaryota, Metazoa, Nematoda, Chromadorea, Rhabditida, Anisakidae. The record is from the annotation of a GenBank genome assembly.
AUGUCUUCACCAGCCACAACCACCGUGACAACAACCGCAAGCAAUUCGGCACGAGCCUCUCCGGCCUUCUUUCUCGACAAUACGGCCUCGAGUGAUACCGAUGAUUUUCGACCACCGCUGAGGUUAUUUUUACAAAAAUUAUUCUGUUUUUAA